AUGGUGGGUGGGUGGGUGGUGGGUGGGUGGUGGGUGGUGGGUGGUGGGUGGUGGGUGGUGGGUGGGUGGCGGGUGGUGGGUGGUGGGCGGUGGGUGGUGGGUGGUGGGUGCGUGGGUGGCGUGGGUGGCGUGGGUGGCGUGGGUGGCGUGGGUGGCGUGGGUGGCGUGGGUGGCGUGGGUGGCGUGGGUGGUGUGGGUGGCGUGGGUGGCGUGGGUGGUGGCUGCAUGGUGCAGCCUCUGCAGGCAUUUUCUGUCUCCAACGUGGAGUGGGCAUCUAGCUAUUGGGCACUGCUGGCAACCAAAGCGGUCCAGAAUAUGAUGGCUGAAAUGAAACGAGAGAAUGACAGCCUCCGUGUCGAAGUUCUCGGUCACUUGAAGAAGCUGCAGAAAGCAAUCCGCCACGAGAGUGAACUGAGUUUUGCCUCUGCACAUGUGCAGUUGAGCGCGUCGGCAUUGGGAUUGUUGUUCAAUGUGCCACAUGCAGACUGGUCUGGAAAGAUGCAGGGAAGUGCCACAUGUGAAUCCGCCAAAGCUUUGGAGUUUGUUCCGAUCUUCGACUUCCUGACUGCCUCAGGAGAAGCCAUCGCUCGCAGGUCAUGUCUGAUAACUUCCGCAUUUGAUUUGAGCAAGUGUGCUGAUGCAGCCUCCAUAUUCGGUCCUUGCGGCUUGCAGGCGAAGGGACAGCCAAUUGUUCAUCCUUGGAAGAUACUUUUCAAGCCUGGUCAAAGUACAGGGCUACACUGCUGCGUGCUGGGUAGCUCUGCGUUGAUUGUUUGCCUUUGCGAAACCUCCGAGCAGCCAGAGGUGAGCAGGUAUCUAGUGGUGAGCUCGGCAGAGCUCCUCACGCUGAUCGAACUCGCAGGAAAGCUCCGGGCCACGGCGGCCACCGGAGUCCACGACCAAUCCUCCAGAUCUCAUGCGCUUUGCCGCAUUUUCGUGGAAUGCGGAGAAGGCGCCGAGGGCUCCGUGACUUUGGUGGACCUGGCAGGCUCGGAACAUCGAAUCGAUAACGCAGAGCACAACGCCGAACGGAGGAAGGAAGGCGCAAAGAUCAAUGCUUCAUUGGCUGCGCUGAAGGAGUGCAUCAGAGCCAGGGCGUCGAAUUCGAAGUUCAUCGCCUUCCGACAAAAUCGGCUCACGCAGCUCCUCAGGGGCUGUUUCCUGCCAGGAGGCCACCACGAAACAGUGGUGAUCGCCACCGUGUCUCCGAGCAGCAAGGACACAGAGCACUCGUUGAACACCCUCCGCCAUGCAUGCAUCAUGGACGGCCAGGGACAGGGCAAGAGCGACAAGGGCUCACACCUCGGCGGUGGAGCGGUUACCAAGGAGCUACUUGGUGAGAUUGAUGUUACCAAGUUGGCACGGGAGCGACGGCAAAAGGCUAAGGAGAACGUGGAGCCAACCGCAGAAUGGGGCAGGCCUCCGCCCAAGCCGGAGCAUCAAAGCAAGCAGAGCAACACUUCCAUGCGGGCCGCUUUGGACCGGCGCUGCGUGAAAGCGCUGGCGCCGGAAGUUGCCAGGCGCCUCCAGGCCGCUCGAGAAGAGUGGGGCACCGUUCGCCAGCGCUUGCGGCUGGCGCGGCCGCCCCCAGCCGAGGUUCAGGAGCCUGCCCCGGAGCCAGCAUCAAAGGCGGAGCACAGAGAGGCCAAGGUGACCCCUCGUCGCUCGGAGCCAAAGCCGGAGAGGGAGCCCGCUCCGAAGGCAACCCACGAGGCCACCCCAGGAUGCCAAGGGCAAGAUGAGGAGGAUCCAGACCGAGCUCGUGCAGUCGGGCUGUUCCAGUCUUUCCUUGAGCGCGGCCGCAAUGCGGAGAACUGGCGAAACCUGGCCUGUAACUUUCUCGACUGCACAUUUGUCUUACUAUAG
Symbiodinium sp. CCMP2592 is the source of this 1866-nucleotide messenger RNA. Lineage: Eukaryota; Dinophyceae; Suessiales; Symbiodiniaceae. The record is from the annotation of a GenBank genome assembly.